Molecule: messenger RNA, 483 nt
Organism: Symbiodinium necroappetens
Lineage: Eukaryota; Dinophyceae; Suessiales; Symbiodiniaceae
Source: the annotation of a GenBank genome assembly
AUGUAUGAAAGAAUUCAAUUCCAGGUCUUGUCUGCCGUCGCACCGCUUCUCCUCGAUGCAAACUGCUACACUCAGAAAGCCGCAGCAGCAACGAUCCUGCAGCUCGUGGAUGCCACAUCGAGACAACCACUGAUGGCUUUGCUGAUUGAGCAACUGGGAUCCAUUCUGGAAAAAGAGACCUGGCAUUGGCGUCCCUCCUUCGACUUGCUGGCCACGCUCGCGACAGAGGCGGAUGAUGCAGAAGUGGAGAUACUCGUCGGAGCACUCUUGCCGUUGUUGAAAGCAUGGGAUCCCGACGUGCAGCGGUCGGCCACAGAAACUCUGCUUCCGCUGGUGCUGUCCGAAUCCGCCGCUGCCAGAAUCAGGGCGCGCCUCUGCGGUGCGGGCUUCCUGGUUCCUCCUGACAUCCUGCAGGAGAUCGAGCAAAACGCUUCGGAGUGGAUUGGGAGGCGAGCUGCGGCCAGCCAACCUGAACGGGAUUGA